Messenger RNA from Schizosaccharomyces cryophilus OY26, 2160 nucleotides. Its product is annotated as pho88 family protein. Gene Ontology annotation, biological process: protein targeting to ER. The transcript is spliced from 3 exons. Lineage: Eukaryota; Fungi; Ascomycota; Schizosaccharomycetes; Schizosaccharomycetales; Schizosaccharomycetaceae. Gene Ontology annotation, cellular component: mitochondrion; endoplasmic reticulum. The coding region runs from base 77 to 658 and encodes 193 amino acids. The record is from RefSeq and is a predicted model, not a curated record.
GAUAAUAUAAUAAGUGUCCCCAGUAGCUUGAAUUUCAAACUACAACACUGUGCUUCACCAUCAACGAAUAUCAAAAAUGAACUCUUUAUUAGAAACAAUAAAGACAAAUCCUCAGGUGAAAUCGAUAGCAAUUACGGGUGCUUUGAUGUCACUCACAAAAGUCAUAGACUUUUCAAAGCCUUACUUACUAUUGCCUUUACGCAUCUCUUAUGCGGUCGUAACGUUAAUCCAAGUGGGUUUGUUCUUUUAUACCAAAACCAUAAUUCAGAAAAAGAAUGACCUAACUGUCCUGAAAUAUGUUGAACCCGCUAGUCCUAUUUCAGGACGCGAGCAUGCCAAAUUUGUUGCAACGACCAUUCGUGAAUACGAUUUAAAUAAGCUUUUAGCUAGUUUUAAACAAAUGCUUAUAACCAUCUGCACGACCAUGUUUAUGCAUUUAUAUAUGGGAUACGCUCCUCCCUUACUGUUUCAGCUUGUCUCGGCUAUCCGCGGCUUCCUUGACGAAAACGAAAUGAAAAUUCAUUUACUCAACAAACCUGCCACUGAUGAUCUUAAGCGUCCUUUUAAGUCUGGAGGAUUAUUAGCAAGUUAUGGACAAGUUUUGACUGAUAAACGAAGCGUUGAGGAGGCCGAGCUGACAAAAUUGAAGCCCAACUAAUAAUUUCGUCUGUUUAAUUCGAUUGUCAAAGUUUAUUGAAUCUAAUUCUCUUUGCUACUAGACACCUUCUUCCCUUUUCCUUAUUGAGAUAAAAACUAUUUUAUACCUUGAUAUUAUUCCUUCCUUUAUUUACAUAUCUCAUAAUAUCUGUCUAUUAGAAUAAAUCUCAAAAUUUAUGUCUGCGUUAUCGUAAUCUUUUUUCGUUUCUAGUAUCCACAGGUGCAGAAACGUCCUUGAAUUCUUCUUCACGUUGUUUCCUUAAAGCUUCCGUCCUACUUAUAUUAUCGUUUUUUGCAAUGAGAGUAUGAGCAAACCAGUUCCCAUUUUCUUCAUUCGAGGCGUUAGUUUCUCCAAGGCGAUCGAAACAUGAAUAGCAACCUGAAACAUUAUGUAAACUGCAUGGCUCCUCUACGUUUAUUUCUUGGGUAUCUUCAGCGUUGUCUUGAGUGUCAACGCUUUUUAUCUUUGCUUGAAAAUUUGACAGCAUUGAAAGGGUAACAUCUUCAUUUGCUUCUAACUUUUUACGUUUCCCUGAUAAUACCUUCUUUGAGCUUUUAUAUUUCUCAAGCUCCUCUUCCAGAGUAUUUCUUUUCUUUUGAUUUUUAUCUGGCUUUUUCAUGGAAACAGGCGAGCUACCCAUGGAAUUAAUCUCGGUUUUCAAAGCCGAAAUUUCUUUUUGCAAAUUUGAUUUGGAUGAAUCAGAAGUACCAAAAGAGGAAGGGCCAACAGGCUUUUCAGCAGGUAUCUCGGACUUUACCUCAGCUGGUUUCUUUUGUAGAGGAGGCAUAGAAGAAGCUAUUGAGUCGGCAUUAUACGGCAAAGACUGAGGAGGUUUAUCUUCUAAAUCUUUUUGUUUCUUUUGAUCAACUAAUGGGUUUUUACGAAGAGGCUUCUUAGGAAUUGGCAUAUCGAGCUCGUCUCCGAAACUUAAAACAGCUUUGUUGCGUACACCCUUUUUUAAUAAUUCAGAUUUGUCCUUUUUCUUUUCUUCUAAGGCAUAUUGUUUGGCUAGCCGUUCACGGUCUUCUUUCGUACUACGAGGCUUCAGGUCCGUAAAAUAGGAAUCUAUAAUUUCAGUGGACAUAAUUUUUGGAGGGUAAACAGGCCGUUCAUCGGCAUCAAGUUCCAGUUCAGAAAUUCGAACUACGUUAUAAAUUGUUUCACCGACAACUCUUCCAAAGAGUGUUUGCUUUCCGUUUAAUUCUGGCGUUGGACCUAAUGUAAUGAAGAAUUGAGACUGGUUACCUUCACCUUCGGUACUGGCCAUUCCUAACAAACCACGUCUCAUGAAUCGUAAUCUAGGAUGUGUCUCGAUGGGAAACGGGUCUUCAUAUAUGGAUUGACCCCCCAUUCCCGUGCCGGUUGGGUCUCCUCCUUGGAUCAAAAAGUCUGGAACAACGCGAUGAAAAAUAGUAUUAUCGUAGUACCUGAAUAGCAUUUAUGUUAGAAACCUUAUCUCAUGAGACUAUAUUUAUGUCUUACCCUUCCAUGCACAACUGUAA